Messenger RNA from Hydra vulgaris (swiftwater hydra), 1819 nucleotides. Its product is annotated as D(1A) dopamine receptor. Lineage: Eukaryota; Metazoa; Cnidaria; Hydrozoa; Anthoathecata; Hydridae. Gene Ontology annotation, biological process: chemical synaptic transmission; G protein-coupled receptor signaling pathway, coupled to cyclic nucleotide second messenger. Gene Ontology annotation, cellular component: plasma membrane; dendrite. Gene Ontology annotation, molecular function: neurotransmitter receptor activity; G protein-coupled serotonin receptor activity. The record is from RefSeq and is a predicted model, not a curated record.
CAAAGCAUAAUAUUUACUUACUGUAAUAAAACGAGUUAUACAGGAUAUUUUAUUAUUACAGGAUUUUACAAAAGUAAUUUUAAUUUAAUUCGAUUUAAAUCAUUCAAUAUCGAUUCGAGCAUUGCUUUUUUCCUUUCCAAUAUCCUGUUAAUCAGAGUUUAACUUUUUUGUUAUUCAAGAUUGUUGUACAUUAAUAUGGUAUUAAUUAGCCUUAAUAUGUAACGGUAGUUCAACAGUUUGUUUACUUUGAAAAUUUGUGGUAAAGCAUUUAGAGAGGGAACGCCGACGAUUGUUAUUUUGAAGAAAAAGUGUAUAAAAGCCUGAGAUAAAAAAAAGUGCAAAGAACUUGACUUGAUUAAAGAGUUUAGUGCAGUAAGCAGUAAUAUUUAGAAAAAUAUAUUAAUGCAGUUACCAAAAAACGUAUACUUCUAAGUUCAUUUUCAGAAACGUUUUAAAAGAAUUUGGUCAAAAAUUCGGAUUGCUUGCAGAACGUCAUUGGACACAAAUAGACGCAUCAUUAGGACGUCAUUGGACGCAUCAUACACAGAAUUAAAAUAUUCUUUUUUGAUUUUCAUAAAAGUUAAGAAAAUUAUUGGAGUUUUAUUCCAAGCAAACUUUAUGAUGAUUGAUAGCUCGACCGCGUGGUUUUUUUCAUCUCUUAUUUGUGUUGUGUUUACAAUAUUUAAUAUCACAACAAUUAUUGUUAUUCUAUGCACAAGAAAUCAAAGAAACAAAGUUAAAGCGUAUCCUAUACUUUUUUUUUUGGCUGCUUCUGCUUUGCAAGGAUUUGUUGCAUUCCCUUUGUACAUUUUUAAAAAGAUUGCGUACAAGGAAGAUGUUCCGACGUGGUUAUGUGAUGCAUCCCGGUUUACUUACAUGCAUACCGGUCAUGUCUUAAGAAUAAGUUUAUUAAUUGUAAGUUUUGAUAGAUUGUUUUCGAUCAAAAAUCCAUUUAAAUAUCGCGAAGUUGUCUCUCGCACCAAAAUGAUUGCUCUUAUAAUAAUUACUUGGUUUGUAACAGUGUCUGUAGAUACAAUGCCUUUCUACGUAAGAAACAAAAGUGAUGAAUCUUGUCAUUAUGUCCCAACUCGGGUUUGGGGUUUUUGCGUGAUUGUAUGUUACGAUCUUUUGCCCUUUAGUAUAAUGGGUAUAAAUUAUAUGAUAAUAUGGUGUAUUGCUGCUCGAUUAAAUCUUGCAGAUAAUCAUAUCAAAGAGGACCUAAAACAUCAUAUCGAUAGGAACUGUCAAAUAAAUACAAAUGGAUCUAAUAUGUUUAUAGACACCACCAAAACAGAUAAAGGUACAUUCAAAAUACACUCAGAUACGCGAAUAAAGUCUAAAGCUGAACUUCUUCUAGAGAUGAAAGCAACAAAAACUUCGUUACUGCUUUUAUUGGUGUACAUUGUUUGCUGGGCACCAUUAGGUAUAUUUUACAUGGUUGAUCAAUUUUGUGAAAAUAGUUUAUCCGAUAAAAAAGCUGAAAAAUUUGAAACAGCAAGAGCCGCAAUAAAAAUACUUUCUUCUACUUCAAGUUUAUUUGCUCCUAUAGUUUAUUGUUGGUGGAACCAUGAGUUUUUUGAAGCAGCUACUACAUUACUUCACAAAUAUGGUUGUAAAUUUUUUCGUCAGCAGAUUGACCGUGUAAACUUAGUAAAAAAACUUUCAUUCUGAUACUUUUUAUAAUUAUUAGAUUGAGUAAAGAUUUUGGCAGAGAUAUUUGCAAAAGAUACAGAGUAGUUAUUUACUUUAUUCGACUUUAUAUGUAAAAUGUAUAUAAUCAAUUUAUUGGUGUUCAAGACUUUUAAUAUUUUUUUAUAGA